AUGGGGAUUUCUUCAAUGCUUUCUCCUUUGCUGUUACCGGUCUUCUUUUUUUCUCUUUUGCAGACUCCAACUUUUGCUUUGAGAAAGGCGAAUUCUCAUUACGAAUUACUGGGUUCAUUUGUGGGAAGUACUGGAACUGCUAAGGAGAGAAUUUUCUACUCGUAUACUAAGAACAUCAAUGGUUUUGCGGCUAUCCUUGAUGAGGAAGAAGCAUCACAGAUUGCAAAGCACCCGAAUGUGGUUUCGGUUUUUUUAAACAAAGGAAGAAAGCUUCACACAACACGAUCAUGGGAUUUUCUCAGAUUGGAGAGAAAUGGAAUUGUUCCUUUGGAUUCUCUCUGGACGAAGGCAAGAUUUGGCGAAGAUACAAUCAUUGGAAACCUUGACACUGGAGUCUGGCCGGAAUCUAAGAGCUUUAGUGACGAUGGCAUGGGACCGGUCCCGGCUCGUUGGCGAGGGUCUUGUCAACGUGGCGCCGAUGUUCCUGUUCAUUGUAACAGGAAGCUGAUCGGAGCUAAGUACUUUAACAAAGGCUACUCCGCUUUUGUCAGCGAAAAACUAAAUGCAACCUUUGAGACUGUAAGGGACCACGACGGCCAUGGUUCCCACACUCUAUCGACAGCAGGCGGCAACUUUGUUGAUGGUGCUAGCGUUUUUGGUCAUGGCAAUGGUACUGCAAAGGGAGGUUCUCCUAAAGCCCGUGUUGCUGCUUAUAAAGUGUGUUGGCCACCCAUCGAUGGUAGCGAGUGUUUUGAUGCAGACAUCGUUGCUGCCUUUGAUGCUGCUAUAAGUGAUGGUGUCGACGUGCUUUCUGUAUCGUUGGGUGGCGGUCCAUCUGAGUUUUUUGAAGAUGGUACUUCUAUCGGUGCCUUCCAUGCUGUCAAGAAAGGGAUUUCUGUCGUUUUUUCUGCUGGAAACUCUGGACCGACUCCAGGAACUGCGGAGAACUUGUCGCCAUGGAUGUUUACCGUUGGUGCUAGCACACUUGACAGGGAGUUUACGAGUUAUGUUGAGCUAGGAAAUAACAUGCGUCUCAAGGGAGUUAGCCUUGCUGCUGCAACAUUGAAAUCGAAAACUCAGUAUCCGCUUAUCAGUGCCGAACAGGCCAAAGCGGCCAGCGCCUCUGCUAGUGUUGCUAUCCUAUGUCAAGCGGGAUCAUUGGAUCCCAAAAAGGUUAAAGGGAAGAUAUUAGUAUGCCUUCGCGGAGAUAACGCAAGAACCGAUAAAGGAAUGCAGGCUCUUCAUGCAGGUGCAGUCGGUAUGGUUCUAGCGAACGAUAAUAAAAGUGGAAAAGAAAUUAUAGCUGAUCCUCAUUUGCUUCCGGCUACUCACUUAAAUUACACUGAUGGUCUCACAGUUUUCGCAUACAUCAAUUCAACCAAGAACCCUACAGCAUAUAUAACACCAGUUAAGACAAUAUUGGACGCAGAGCCUGCACCAUUUAUGGCUUCUUUCUCUUCUAGGGGCCCCAACAUUAUUGAUCCAGCAAUCCUCAAGCCGGAUAUAACUGCACCAGGAGUGAGCAUCAUUGCUGCAUACUCUGAAGCAGUCGGACCAACCGAAGACGACUCCGACAAACGAAGAAUACCCUUCACCUCAGAGUCUGGAACUUCCAUGUCAUGCCCCCACGUUUCUGGUAUCAUCGGCCUUCUCAAGAGUCUCCACCCUGAUUGGAGCCCUGCUGCUUUAAAAUCUGCCAUCAUGACCACCGCAAGAACUAGAGACAACACCUUGAAUCCAAUGCUCGAUUCAGACAACAAAAAGGCAACCCCAUUCGAAUAUGGUGCAGGACAUGUGAGAGCGAACCGUGCAAUGGAUCCCGGUCUUGUCUACGACUUAAACGUCGAUGAUUACCUGAACUACUUGUGUGCUCGAGGCUACAACCAGACCAUGAUACAACUGUUCUCAGACAAGCCAUUCUCAUGCCCGAAAUCAAACAGUGUUACAGACUUGAACUACCCUUCCAUAACAGUCCCUGAAUUCAAGGGCUCAGCCGCUAUUAGAAGGAAAGUUAAGAAUGUAGGUAUGCCGGGGACAUAUUUAGCCCAUGUCAGAUCGCCCGUCGGAGUUACGGUUACGGUUAAACCAUCGAGAUUGACGUUUGAGAAGAUUGGUGAAGAGUUGAAAUUUGAAGUGACAUUUAAAACAAAGAGGAAAGUUGUAGGAUCAUCAGCAGGUGAUGAAGGGUAUGUAUUUGGGUUGUUGACAUGGUCAGAUGGGUACCACUAUGUUAGAAGUCCCUUGGUGGUGAAGCAUAAGUAGAUUUUGUUUUCAUUUUUUAAACUA
Hibiscus syriacus is the source of this 2286-nucleotide messenger RNA. RefSeq names its product subtilisin-like protease SBT5.4. Bases 1 to 2262 code for a protein of 753 amino acids. The record is from RefSeq and is a predicted model, not a curated record. Lineage: Eukaryota; Viridiplantae; Streptophyta; Magnoliopsida; Malvales; Malvaceae. The transcript is spliced from 10 exons. Gene Ontology annotation, biological process: proteolysis. Gene Ontology annotation, molecular function: serine-type endopeptidase activity.